Molecule: messenger RNA, 1068 nt
Organism: Tarenaya hassleriana
Lineage: Eukaryota; Viridiplantae; Streptophyta; Magnoliopsida; Brassicales; Cleomaceae
Product: myb protein-like
Exons: 3
Coding region: 63-1052 (329 amino acids)
Biological process (GO): regulation of DNA-templated transcription
Cellular component (GO): nucleus
Molecular function (GO): DNA-binding transcription factor activity, RNA polymerase II-specific; RNA polymerase II cis-regulatory region sequence-specific DNA binding
Source: RefSeq, a predicted model, not a curated record
UCUCUCUCUCUUUUUCACAGUUCUUGUUUCUCUCUCAUCCUUCUCUCAGUAAAAAAAGAAAAAUGAACCUAAAGCUCCAUGGGAAAGAUCUCAGCAGCAACAUCGUCAAUGGGUCGUCGACAAGAUUCGAGGAACAAAACUUGGUGACUCCGACAUGUGAUCCAUCACAUUACUCUCUCACCAAACUUUCUCUCUCUAGAAACUGCGUCCAAAACACAAGCGAUGAUCAACCGAUAAGCAAGAUCUCAUCAUCAGCCUUCGAGUUCGGUGUCGGUGAUGAUGAAUUACAAAAGGAGAGCAAGAGAAAGAUGAAGGGAACAAAGAGAAAAGUAUGCGCGAGAGGACAUUGGAAACCGUCUGAAGAUUCCAAGCUCAAGGAGCUCGUUUCCCAGUUUGGUCCCCAGAACUGGAACUUGAUUGCUCGACACCUUGUCGGUAGAUCAGGCAAAAGCUGUAGAUUGAGAUGGUUCAACCAACUGGAUCCGAGGAUAAACAAGAGGGCCUUCACGGAGGAAGAAGGAGAGAGGCUCGUGUCGGCCCACAGAGUGUUCGGAAACAAGUGGGCGAUGAUCGCCAGGCUCUUCCCCGGCCGGACCGACAACGCCGUCAAGAACCACUGGCACGUCAUCAUGGCCCGCAAGCUCCGGGAGCAGCACCACUCCUCCGCCGGGAGAGAUGAGAUGACGGUUUUGCCCUCGGCUGGGCCUUGCUCUUUGGAUAUCGGCGAGGGCAAGGAAUCGAUGAGCGCGAGCAAUGAGGACGAGUCCGCGGCUUCUACUUGUACCACUGAUCUCUCUCUCACGCCUCCCGCUUCAGACAAUGGCCUCGCUCCACGCGGAGAUCAGUGGGGGCAGAGAAGAGAAGGAAAAGGGAACUUUGGGAAAUGGAUGGACCAUCAAAAUCAAAGUCACGGACACGAGGUGGGUCAUCAUCGGUCGUCAGAUUCUUCGGAUUCAGCUGUUUUUGCUGCCGAGAUGAAGACGAACCCUAAUUACAAGAUUAGUGGCCUUCUCUUUUUUGAUUUUCUUGGAGUUGGUGCUUCUCCUAAUUAGGUUUCAAGAACCCCCC